UCAAUAAUUACAUAAAAAGUGUAAAUCACAGAGUACCUUUUUAUAUAGUGUAAAUGUAUUUACAUGCUGCGUAAAAGUGCAGUAAACCGUAUUACAUUCGAAAUAAAGACAAUUUAUGCCAUUACACAUUAACAACAUAAUAUAUUUAUCGCUUUAUUUAUUUAUCAACAAGAAAAAUGUUUAAUUCAUUUCUCCGUGGGCUACUGGGUGUUGAGGAACCUCCAACAAAGGUUAUAGAGGUUCGCGCAGACUCCUAUGUGUCUCGUCAUGUACACUGUAGAGAUGACUCCAUGCAGGUCUACGCUCCAAAAACACCACCAGACUCUCGAAAUAAUAAUUCCAGGGACAAGUACUAUGAGAUAGUCCUGCAAAAACCUUUCACGGAGAGCAUAGAUCAAAUGUACAGCUUGUUCAGAACAGAAAAUCGUGAAAUAUGUGAAGAUAAGUUUAUUGUGCUAAAAGACAAGAUACCAUUGUAUAUAAAAUUAAGUAAGGAAUGUACUGUUGGGAGUCUCCAAAAAUUAGUUGAUAUACUCGCCGAGCAUCCGUCAUGGUCUUUGGCUCAUGUGUUGGCAUAUUUUGGUAUCCAUGAACUGUUCAAUGAACCGGAAUUACAGGCACAAAUCAACAUUGUAGAUCCAACCACUGGCAUGACACCACUUAUGGUAGCAAUCAAAACAGGCAAUCUCCGUAUGGUGCAAAGUCUCGUGUCACUAAAAUGUGCCCUGGACACCAAGGAUUUGGAAGGAAACACAGUAUUACACUACUCUGGUGCCAGCAACAAAGAAAUUAUUAAUGUCCUUAUCAAACAAACCUCGGAGUAUCUGAACGUGUUCAACAAGCAGGGCUACACGCCGCUGCACAUGGCGUGUCUCGCGGAUCUGCCCGACUGUGUGCGAGCGCUGUUACUGGCGGGCGCAGACGUCAACCUGACAGCGUGCACGCAGAGAAUAGCCACUACGUCUAGCUCUAUACCAGGUAUAGUCGGCGAUGUAGUUCAGGACAACAAACCGAAGUUAUUCCAACAGGAUAUGAAACGAGGUGGUACACCGCUACACUGGGCAGUUUCCGCUGAAGUGGUCGAGGCCUUGGCCGACAAAAACUGCGCCAUAAACGCCCUGAAUUUCGACGGCAGGACGGCUCUCCAUAUAAUGGUCCUUCGAGGCAGACUGGACUGCAUUAUAGCCCUUAUGGCGCGAGGCGCGGAGAUCUCAGUUGGGGACAACGAAGGGAAUACUCCACUACAUUUAGCGGCUAAGCAGACGAAUAUCAACAUACUACAGGCGCUAAUAGUGUUCGGCGCGGAUCUAGAAGCUAAGAAUAAUGCUGGGAACACGGCAAGGCAUUUGGUGCCCGCCGAAAUGUCGAACGGUGGUUAUGAUAAAAUACUGUACAUACUGCACAGCGUUGGAGCGAAAAGAUGUCGUGUGGGCGUGUCCGGUUGUCGUGCGGGUUGCGCGGACCGCGGGGAGUACAACGGCGUGCCCCCCGCGCCGCCGCCGCCCCCCGCCGCCAGACAGCUCGUGGACGACAUGCUGGACGCCGCCGCCAUGGCUAAAGCCGCCAACAUGACGCCCAGCGAGAAGGUUGGACGCCUUCUCUGCCUGGAUGGUGGUGGCAUAAAGGGUCUAAUUCUAGUCCAAAUUCUGCUGAAUCUCGAAGCGGCAGCAGGCAAGCCCAUAGUGCAUUGCUUCGACUGGAUAGCUGGCACCAGUACUGGCGGGAUACUAGCGUUGGCGAUAGCUAGUGGCAAGACUCUAAGGGAGUGUCAACGCCUGUACUUUAUGAUGAAAGAACGAGCAUUCAUCGGCAAAAGACCCUUCCCGUCUGAACCUUUGGAGACCAUUUUGAAGGAUUGUUUGGGUGCUGAAACCGUGAUGACGGACAUCAAAGACCCCAAGCUGAUGGUGUUAGCCGUGCUGGCGGAUCGCAAGCCGGUCGACCUGCACAUAUUCCGCAACUACCGCUCCGCGCUCGAUAUACUACACGAGUACCACGGCACAGGAAGUCCAGUGCGAUCAGAGGGAUCGGGUGAUAGCUCCGUCUCUUUCAAUACGCCGCCACCGCCCGAGCAGCAGCUGGUGUGGCAGGCGGCGCGCGCGUCCGGCGCCGCGCCCUCGUACUUUAGGGCGUGCGGCAGUUUCCUGGACGGCGGUUUAAUCGGCAACAACCCCACGUUGGACGCGUUGACUGAGCUGGCCGAGCUGCGCCUGGCGCUGGAGGCGACCGGCAGACAAGACGAGGCCAAAAAAACGAACUUAAAAGUCGUCGUGUCAUGUGGGACGGGUGCGAUACCUGUCACCCAACUGCGCGACAUCGACAUCUUCAAGCCGGAGGGUCUGUGGGACACCGUCAGCGUCGCCAUGGGCAUUAACGCCAUCAAGACGCUCAUUGUGGAUCAGGCGACGCAAUCUGACGGUCGUGUGGUGGACCGCGCGCGGGCUUGGUGCGGCGCGCUCGGCGUCCCAUAUUACAGGUUCAACCCCCAACUCCCGCUCGACAUAGAGAUGGACGACCGAGCCAACGACAAACUGGUCUCGGCGUUGUGGGCGGCGCACGCCCACAUGUGGGCGCACCGCGACCGCCUCGCAGACCUCGUCGCGCUGCUAGACGGUUAAACGGCGCUGGGCACAAGUAGAAGAAUAUCACCAGUAUCUCAUUAGUCUGAAUAUUUUGUAUAAGUACGUAAACUAGAUGUAGGAACACUUACAUAGAUACAUGCUCAAUUGUCAUUGAAAUAUACA
This is a messenger RNA of Aricia agestis (brown argus), 2744 nucleotides long. It is a transcript of the gene iPLA2-VIA, whose product is annotated as 85/88 kDa calcium-independent phospholipase A2. The transcript is spliced from 16 exons. The coding region runs from base 177 to 2618 and encodes 813 amino acids. Gene Ontology annotation, molecular function: protein binding. Gene Ontology annotation, cellular component: mitochondrion. The record is from RefSeq and is a predicted model, not a curated record. Gene Ontology annotation, biological process: positive regulation of ceramide biosynthetic process; lipid metabolic process. Lineage: Eukaryota; Metazoa; Arthropoda; Insecta; Lepidoptera; Lycaenidae.